UAAAUAGUAAGCGAUUUAUGCAAUUCCAAUCUAGUACAAAAUUUAUUACCCGAAAAAAUCUUGAGCAUGAAGUCUUUCGACCAUUUAACCCUACCAAUAUCCAAGAUCUAUAACAGAUCAUAUUCCAUGUUUGGUUUCAGAAAUGUGAAUAGCAUUGCAAUCAAUAAUUUUAAAAUAUAAAUUUUUGGUUUCAAUAAAAAUAUCAAACUCAUCUUCUUCCUUGUGAAUGAGUUCGUUGCAUCCUGCCAUUCCCCUCCAAAAUGCUACGUAUCAACAAAACCCUUGCCUUGAUAAUCCCUUUGUUGCAUGUACGAUCUGGAAUCACGCGAACUCCAAUUUGUUCACCAAGGUUUAUAGCCCCUACGCCAAUUCAUAUCAGAAUCUGGCCGCAAUCUCCAAUCAGGCCGGCAGAAAGACUGGGCCUGAGCUCCAAACGAUCGUUGCCUUUCAUCCCAAAGGAAAGGCCGUCGACUCCAUCCACUGUGAUGCACAGGACGCCGUCGCACUGAGCCAUACGCCAGCCGCGUUCGUUCUCCGUGCCUGACAAUUGGACGAUUAGAGUCCCAUCUCCGUUCAGUUAACCUCAGAUGCCUAUCCCAAAGGAAGUCGGCGAUCUGGCGACGAAAAUUACAAAUCGGGAAUCUCCCUCGCGCUGCAGAUCUCAUUUCCCGAUUAUCUUAGAUUUCAUUCAUUGAAGAGUAGUUAUUAAAAUGCAAUUGACAUGUAGUUAACUCCAAGCAAAGGAUUUGGAAUGCUAUUUAAAGUUAAUUUUCUGGUGUUUCACAUAGUGUAUGAAUA
Cuscuta epithymum is the source of this 798-nucleotide messenger RNA. The record is from the annotation of a GenBank genome assembly. Lineage: Eukaryota; Viridiplantae; Streptophyta; Magnoliopsida; Solanales; Convolvulaceae.